This is a messenger RNA of Salvia splendens (bonfire salvia), 1860 nucleotides long. Its product is annotated as 3-ketoacyl-CoA synthase 10. The record is from RefSeq and is a predicted model, not a curated record. Gene Ontology annotation, biological process: fatty acid biosynthetic process. Gene Ontology annotation, molecular function: acyltransferase activity, transferring groups other than amino-acyl groups. Gene Ontology annotation, cellular component: membrane. The transcript is spliced from 3 exons. Bases 160 to 1758 code for a protein of 532 amino acids. NCBI's taxonomy places the organism in Eukaryota, Viridiplantae, Streptophyta, Magnoliopsida, Lamiales, Lamiaceae.
ACCAACUACCUUCAGUGCUCACAUUUAAUCCCCCCACCACCCUACUCCGCCGCCGGCCCCUCUACCACCACCAUAAAUACACCACUCUCUCAUCUCAACAAUCAUCCACCCCACCACAUUAUUUCAAUCACCAAAAUCCCUUUAUCGAGAAAAAAAUCGAUGAAUAUGGCGAGGGAGCAUGACUUGCUGUCGACGGAAAUCGUGAACCGCGGCAUCGAGUCGACGGGGCCGGAUGCGGGGUCGAUGACGUUCUCGGUGAGGGUGCGGCGGAGGCUGCCGGAGUUUGUGAAUUCGGUGAACCUCAAGUAUGUGAGGCUGGGGUAUCACUACUUGAUCAAUCACGGGGUGUAUUUGGCGACGGUGCCGGCGCUGGUGUUGGUGUUUGGGGCGGAGGUGGGGAGCCUGAGCAGGGAGGAGAUGUGGCGGAGGGUCUGGGACAGCACCGCCGGGUAUGAUCUCGCCACCGUCGUCGCUUUCGUGGCUCUGUUUGUCUUCACGGUGUCAGUUUACUUCCUCUCGCUGCCGCGUUCCAUUUAUCUUGUUGAUUUUGCUUGCUACAAACCAAACGAUGAUUACAAGGUAACAAAAGAUGAAUUCAUCGAGCUAGCUCGAAAAUCCGGCAAAUUCGACGAAGCAAGCCUCGAAUUCCAGAAGCGGAUCCUCAACUCGUCGGGCCUCGGAGACGAGACCUACGUCCCGAAAUCCAUCGGGUCGCCGGAGAACACAGCCACCAUGAAGGAGGGGCGCGCGGAGGCGUCCAACGUGAUCUUCGGCGCCCUGGACGAGCUCUUCGAGAAGACACGCCUACGCCCCAAGGACGUAGGCGUGCUGGUGCUCAACUGCAGCCUCUUCAACCCGACGCCGUCGCUCUCGGCCAUGAUCAUCAACCACUACAAGAUGCGCGGCAACAUCCUCAGCUUCAACCUCGGCGGCAUGGGCUGCAGCGCCGGCCUCAUCGCCCUCGACCUCGCCCGCGACAUGCUGCAGGCUAACCCCAACAACUACGCCGUCGUCGUCAGCACCGAGAUGGUCGGCUUCAACUGGUACCCCGGGAAGGACCGCUCCAUGCUCAUCCCCAACUGCUACUUCCGCAUGGGCUGCUCCGCUCUCCUCCUCUCCAACCGCCGCCGUGACUACCGCCGCGCUAAGUACACCCUCGAGCACAUCGUCCGCACCCACAAGGGCGCUGACAAUCGCAGCUUCAGGAGUGUAUAUCAAGAAGAAGACAGCGAGAAGCACAAGGGGAUAAAAAUCAGCAAAGAUCUUGUAGAAGUCGGAGGCGACGCGAUCAAGACGAACAUCACAACGCUGGGCCCGCUAGUCCUGCCUUUUUCGGAGCAGCUCCUCUUCCUGUCGACGCUGGUGUGGAAGACGGUGCUCGGAAACGAGGGGGGCCAGCCGUACAUCCCGGACUACAAGCUGGCGUUCGAGCACUUCUGCGUGCAUGCAGCGAGCAAGACCGUGCUGGACGAGCUGCAGAGGAACCUGAAGCUGAGCGACAAGAAUCUGGAGGCGUCGCGCGCCACACUGCACAGGUUUGGCAACACCUCCAGCAGCAGCAUAUGGUACGAGCUGGCCUACCUCGAGGCCAAGGAGCGGGUCAGGAGAGGGGAUCGAGUCUGGCAGCUGUCGUUUGGGUCGGGUUUCAAGUGCAACAGCGUCGUCUGGAAGUCGCUGAGGAGGAGCCGGAGGCCGGAGAGUGGCCCCUGGCUCGACUGCAUCGAUAGGUAUCCGUUGCAGGGGAAUGGGGAUUUUUAGAUGUUUUGGUUUUCUUUAACAUAUGUUACACUAUUCCAAUACUUAACGCAAGGACGUUGUGUUCCAAUUUUUUCCUGGUGCAUAAUUUAGAUAAUUUUGUUA